CUGCGCAGGCGCAGCUGCAGCUUGAGUACGCGCUGCAGAGGGACCAAUAAACGGAGAAACUUUUAUUUAAGCUUUUUAUAAACUUUUAUAUUUUUAUAUUUCUGUUUGACCCGGUAACGGGGGACAGGCUGUGACGUCACGCAGCGUGUGAGAAACGGCACGAGACACGAGCGCGAGAGCAACGGCUGUUUGAGCAACACGGAAGUUCGGAUAAAGCUCAGCUACAGCCACUGACUGUGAACACAAAGUGAUGAAGAGGAGCCAGCUGCUGUCUGUGCUGGUGGGCGGAGUCUUCUGCCUGGCUGUGAUGUCACUGUACCGCAUGCUGGAGCUGAUGCAGGGGGCGGAGCUAAAGAGGAGCCGGGAGAUACCCAUGGUGAACGAGGAUUUGUCCCGCCUCCAGGAGAAGAUUGACAGGUUGGAGCGUCUCCUUAGCGACAACAAUCGUCUGGUUGCUACGUUACGUGACUCUUUACUCCAGCACAAAGCACCAUGGGAGAAAGGAGGGGGAGGGGUUAACAAGAGCUCAAGCCCCGCCCACAGCAAAGCUGAACCUCCACCUGGCUGCCGAUUGGCCGAAGAGAUGACGGACGGAAAGAAUGGCGUUCAGCUGCUGGACGUCUACGACCUCCUACCCUUUGACAACCCUGAUGGCGGUGCCUGGAAACAGGGCUUUGACAUCAGUUACCAUGACAACGACUGGGACAAUCAGCCGCUAGAGGUGUUCGUGGUUCCUCACUCUCACAACGACCCAGGCUGGUUGAAGACCUUCGACAGCUACUACCAGGACCAGACCAAACACAUUCUAGACAACAUGCUGAUCAAACUCACCGCUGACCCCAGGAGGAAGAUGAUCUGGGCAGAAAUCAGUUAUUUCUCCAAGUGGUGGAAUGACAUCGACGAGCAGAGGAGAGACAUGGUCAAACGCCUGUUGGAGGCGGGUCAGUUGGAGCUGGUGACAGGUGGCUGGGUGAUGGCGGACGAGGCGAACUCUCACUACUUCGCUCUGCUGGAUCAGCUGAUGGAGGGACACCAGUGGAUGCAGAAACACCUGGGUGUGCAUCCGAGCAGGGGGUGGGCCAUUGACCCCUUUGGCCACUCCCCCUCCAUGACCUACCUGCUAAAGGGGGCGGGGCUCCAGGACAUGGUCAUACAGCGAGUUCACUACUCUGUCAAGAAGCACUUCGCCCGGCAACAGACGCUGGAGUUUCUAUGGCGACAGAACUGGGACUCCUCCCCUCGCAGUGACAUCACAUGUCACAUGAUGCCAUUCUACAGCUAUGAUGUACCGCACACGUGCGGUCCAAACCCGGCGGUCUGCUGUCAGUUUGAUUUCCAUCGUCUGCCAGGCAGGCGGGUCAGCUGUCCGUGGAAGAUUCCACCUCAGCCAAUCACAGAGGAGAACAUCAAGGAGAGAGCAGUCCUCCUCUUGGACCAGUACCGUCAGAAGUCCCGCCUCUUCAGCUCGCCGGUCCUCCUCGUUCCCCUCGGUGAUGACUUUAGAUACAUGGAGUCGAGCGAGUGGGACGUUCAGUUUGACAACUAUCAGAAACUGUUUGACUACUUCGACCAACACCCAGAGCUGCACGUUAAGGCUCGUUUCGGGACACUCUCUGAUUACUUCCUGUCUCUUCAUAAACGUCUGAGUGCUGCAGGAACGACCUUACCCACGUUACGUGGCGACUUCUUCACAUACGCCGACAGAGACGACCAUUACUGGAGCGGGUACUACACGUCCAGACCGUUCUAUAAACGCCUGGACAGAACGCUGGAAGCCACGCUCAGAGCAUCGGAAAUCCUCUUCAGUCUCACGCUGGCUGAAAUGCGGCGUUUCCAAGGCGACGGUAAGCUGGUCGCUGAUUUCCCAGCCCGUGAUCACUUUAAACGUCUGACGGCGGCGAGGAGGAGCUUGGGGCUGUUCCAGCAUCAUGAUGCUGUCACCGGCACCGCCCGCGACCCUGUCGUGGUGGACUACGGCAACAGAUUGUUUCAUGCCAUCAUCAACCUGAGAAAGGUGCUGCAGAGCUCCGCCCACUGGCUUAUCUUAUUGGACAAGAGCCAGUACCAUCACGACCAAUCAAAACCCUUCAUGGAAACGGAGGAGGUGAUAUCAGGACACGACUCUCUACCUCAGAAGACGAAGGUGAAGAUCUCUGACCAGCCCAGGUCCCUGGUCGUCUUCAACCCGUCUGAACAGCUCCGUUCCUCCGUCGUCAGCGUUGUUGUCGACUCUCCAGAUGUCCAGGUUGUUGACGCUGAAACAGGUCGACCAAUAGCUGCACAGAUCUCUGCAGUGUGGGCGGAGCCAGGCCAAGCCUCUACAGAAGCUUUCCAGCUCGACUUCCUGGCUGAACUUCCUCCUCUGUCCCUGGUCGUUUAUCAUGUGACCAAAGCCUCAGAAGGCUCCGCCCACCGGGUUCAGUACACCUUCAGUCGUCGUGGUAACCUGCCAUCGGUCAGGUCUGAACACUUUAAGAUGUUUCUGCUGGAGGGAGCCGAGGCCGACGCCCCCCUGUCACUCAGCAACAAGCACGUCCAAAUAUGGGCUUCCUCUGAGACAGGCUUCCUGCAGAAGCUCCGCCUCCAGUCUGGUCUGGUCCGUCAGAUCCAGGUCCAGUUCCUGUGGUACGGGACCACGUCAAACCGGGAUAAGAGCGGAGCGUACCUUUUCCUGCCGGGACCAGAGGGAGCCCAGGUUUACUCGCCCUCUGAGCCCCCCCUGAUCCGGGUCUCCAGAGGUCCAGUCUUCUCUGACAUCACUUCCUUUUAUAGACACUUCACACACACGGUCCGCCUCUACCACCUGGAAGGACACGCUGGGAGAUCCCUGGAGAUGUCUAACGUAGUUGACAUCAGGUCAGAGGUCAACCGAGAGCUUGUCAUGAGGCUCGUCAGUGACGUCAACAACGGUAACCGUUUCUUCACCGACCUCAAUGGUUUCCAGAUGCAGCAGCGGCGGACUCUGGCGAAGCUCCCCCUGCAGGCCAAUUUUUACCCGAUGACCUCGGCGGCGUUCAUCCAGGACUCAACGUCUCGUCUGUCUCUGCUGUCGGCUCAGAGUCUGGCCGUCGCCGCGCUACGGCCAGGUGAGCUGGAGGUGGUGCUGGACCGCCGUCUGCAGCAGGAUGAUAACCGCGGCCUGGGUCAGGGCGUCACCGACAACAAGCUGACCGCCAGCCUCUACCAGCUGCUGCUGGAGGACCGGGUGGACCGGACUAAGGAAGUGGGAGGAGCCACAAUAGAACACCUGUCCUUGCUCGCCCACCUCACCUCGCUCUCUCUCUGCCACCCACCGAUCACCAUGGUUACCCCAAUCAGCAGCCAGCUGCCUAAGCUCCGCCCCUUCCUGCCCCUCCGCUCCUCUUUGCCGUGUGACGUUCACCUGUUGAACCUGAGGACACUGGAGGACGCUCAGAAAGCAGAAAGUCCCUCACAGGAAGUAGCUUUACUCCUACACAGGAAGGGCUUUGACUGUAGCUCCGCCCCCCCACCAUCAUUACAGUGCACGUGGAGCGUGCACGAGGAGGUGAACCUCAGCGAUCUCUUCUCUCCUCUACAGUUUAAAUCGUUUCGUCAGUCUGGUCUCACUCUGCUGAGAGAACAGGAUGAACCAGAAUCCGCCCGGCAACAGGAGCAGCCCCACAUCACUCAGCUCCGACCAAUGGAAAUCAGCGCUUUCAGAGUGGAGAUCAACUGAACAACAGAUAAAACAAAAUUUAGACUUAUUAUAAAUUUAACCAAGGAAAGACUAGGGAUAAGAGCGGCCAAUCAGAGACAACCAUAGAGCAGCCAAUCAUAGACAACAAUAGAGGGGCCAAUCAGGGACAACCAUAGAGCAGCCAAUCAGAGACAACAACAGAGCGGCCAAUCAGAGACAACCAUAGAGCAGCCAAUCAGAGACAACAAUAGAGCGGCCAAUCAGAGACAACAACAGAGCGGCCAAUCAGAGACAACCAUAGA
Cheilinus undulatus (humphead wrasse) is the source of this 3960-nucleotide messenger RNA. It is a transcript of the gene man2a1, whose product is annotated as mannosidase, alpha, class 2A, member 1. NCBI's taxonomy places the organism in Eukaryota, Metazoa, Chordata, Actinopteri, Labriformes, Labridae. The record is from RefSeq and is a predicted model, not a curated record. Bases 251 to 3697 code for a protein of 1148 amino acids. Gene Ontology annotation, biological process: mannose metabolic process; N-glycan processing; protein deglycosylation. Gene Ontology annotation, molecular function: alpha-mannosidase activity; carbohydrate binding. The transcript is spliced from 25 exons. Gene Ontology annotation, cellular component: Golgi membrane.